AUGAUGGACUCCAAUAAGAUGACCAUCAACUUGGUUCUCUUUGGCAUGACUCAAAGUGGAAAAAGUUCUGCUGGGAACAUUCUUCUGGGAAGCACUGACUUCCACAGCAGCUUUGCUCCAUGUUCUGUGACCAAAGAUUGCAGUCUGGGCCGCAGCUGUCACUUCCACAGCUUCAUGCGUCGAGGCGGGCAAGAGGUAACCCUGCAGGUCCAGGUGCUGGACACUCCAGGUUAUCCGCACAGCAGGCUGAGCAAGAAGCAUGUGAAGCAGGAGGUCAGGGAGGCCCUGGCACAUCACUUCGGGCAAGAGGGUCUGCACCUUGCACUGCUGGUCCAGAGGGUGGAUGUGCCUCUAUGUGAAGAAUCUUCCCCAGUCCAGAUGAUCCAGGAACUUCUGGGACAUGCUUGGAAGAAUUACACUGCCAUUCUUUUCACCCAUGCAGAAAAAAUCGAAGAGGCUGGGCUCAAUGAAGAUGAAUACUUACAUGAGGCCUCUGAUACACUGCUAACCCUACUAAAUUCUAUUCAACGCAGAUAUAUUUUCCAGUAUAAAAAAGGAAACUCGCUUAAUGAACAAAGACUAAAAAUCUUAGAAAGGAUCAUAGAAUUUAUAAAAGAAAAUUGUUACCAAGUUCUUACGUUUAAAUGA
This is a messenger RNA of Balaenoptera ricei (Rice's whale), 648 nucleotides long. RefSeq names its product GIMAP family P-loop NTPase domain containing 1 (gene GIMD1). The record is from RefSeq and is a predicted model, not a curated record. Bases 1 to 648 code for a protein of 215 amino acids. The transcript is spliced from 2 exons. NCBI's taxonomy places the organism in Eukaryota, Metazoa, Chordata, Mammalia, Artiodactyla, Balaenopteridae. Gene Ontology annotation, molecular function: GTP binding.